Molecule: messenger RNA, 2270 nt
Organism: Paralichthys olivaceus (Japanese flounder)
Lineage: Eukaryota; Metazoa; Chordata; Actinopteri; Pleuronectiformes; Paralichthyidae
Product: mucin-15
Source: RefSeq, a predicted model, not a curated record
UCACUCUCACAUGUUGGCAGCUCAGUGAAGAGAUUUUGUUGCCUGUGCACCUGUUCUCAUCUGAUACAGCCUGAGAAUAAGAGUGAAACCAAAGGAAAAUGGAACUGUAUUUAAAAAUCACAGUGGGCUUCCUCCUGAUCGUCCAGACCUUUCACUUUGUGCUACUGCAAGAUUCUACCGACUCUCCGGGUCGUACGAUUGAUGCAGCGUGGCUCCGUAAACUCACUAAACUUAAAGUCGGAAUUCAAAAGGCUCCAGUUACUUCAGAGGAUUAUGGAUUAGAGCUGGAUCCUGAUAAUGAUCCAAACAAUGAUCACAGUUCUGGUAUUCCAUCGGGCUACAUGAUUUUGUCUAACGAAGGCGACAACGUGUCCAGUAGCGAAGUGAGUGAAAAUAAAACAUCUGAUAAUCUCACGCUGCCUCACAAAUUUCCAAAACAUGCGACCAAGAAGCACAAAGUGUCGAACGCCACAGUUUCUCCAACUACUACAACCACAAAUCCCACAAACUCAAGCCAGAGAAACAUGACAGGAGCUGAUGAGGAAUCUCACAACUCAACGAUGACCAAUCACACCUCCACCGCUGAUUCCAUUUCUCAUAACUCCACCACGUUCUCCAAUCGCACUCAUUUAAAGUCGACAACCUUGGCGCCAGAGAUCAACGCUACGCAACAACCACCAGAGGAGGAUGAGAGGUUACACAACAGAACGGGAUCCAACAGCACAACAACCGCAGCAACCACAACGACACCGAGUUUAAACGAGACGUCCAUCACGUCUUCAUCUACAACAGCGUCCCCCUCUGAGACCACAGAAACCAGCCCUGUGCCCACGACCUCUCUCGCUCCGAUCACACCUGAGAAGGCCAACAAGACGGACAAAGAUGGAGCCUCGGGGAGCAGCGCGGAAAGAGGUUUGUCAUCAGAUUCACCCAGGAGCAGGAGGAACGGAGCAUGGGUGGCAGUGCUGGGAACCGGAAUGGCGCUGGCCUUGGUGGGACUGGUGGCCUACGUCAUCCUGAAAAAGAAACACCAGAUGGGGUUUUCUCACAGGAAACUGGUGGAGGUGUUUCCCUCAGACCCGGUCCUCAGGUUGGACAACAGCGAACCUUUGGACUUGAACUAUGGAGGCGGAGCCUAUUACAACUCAGGACUCCAGGGGGACAACAUCCAGAUGUCCAACUUUCCAGGACAUCGCAGAAACUAAAAAACAGUGUUUUCUUCCUGACGCCUGAUAGAAAACUGAUAGUGUGGAGUUUUGUAAAUGAGACAGUCUGAGUUUUUUUAUUUUCUGUAAAUCUUAUGUCAGAUUGUGCGUCACGCUGAGUGGAUUUAUCGAACUGAAAUAGAGGAACCACUGAAGGCAAUUUAUCUGAAGUACGCUGCCAAAGCCAAUAUGAACAGCCAAUUAUGUGUGUUGCCAAAGGGAAUAAAAUGAAGAAUAUAAUUCGCAGUCAAUGCAGGGUGUUAAAAAUGAAUAUUUACUGUACGUUUUGGUUUUUAAUUCUCAAACCGUUUUUUGUAGAAGAAAAUCUGAUAAAGACAAGGAACUAGAAUAUAACUCCUGCUGAUGCAAAACCAUUUGUGGAAGAAAAAAAAAAAAGGAAUAUGCCGUCUGCAGAAUAAAUAGAAGAUUACACAGGUGGCACAUUGCAGCAAAAUUCAGAAGCCAUCGCGAACAAUAACAUUAUCCAUAUCAACCGUCACCCGCUGUUACGGCACAAGGGAAGGAAAUAAGAAGUUAUAUUUAAACUGGGCUUUCAGAUUUUCCACCGUCGACAGUCACAGCCGGAGACUGAGAAUUGAACCGCUAAACCAAAGACCUGAGUUUGUUUUUCUACAAAGUGACGGCGGUGGAGGGAGAGCCGGCUGCUGUUUCUUAUUCAUAGACUGAGGUUUUUUUUAGUAUUCAUGAAGGGAGAUUGUGUACUUGGUUUUAGCACUGCUCAGUAGCAACAUCUGUAUCAUCAUAAUAAACUUAAAUCUUCUGACCUCCAGGUGUCCAAACAGAGAUUUCCAGUCUCUGGUAGCGACAGUUUGAAACCUCGGAGAGUUACGUCCUGUAGCGUUUUCCUGCAGCAAACAUUGAUCAAAGCUAGAACACGCCUGAUUAUGAGUUUCUUGAAAAAACGUGAUAUAUUUUUUCUUAUUGUUAUUCUUGUCACAUGUUUGCUUUGACUUUGAGUGAAAACUUUAUUUAAAUACACACUCUCAUACUUUCACUAAUGCCUUUGUAAAUUAAAAUCUAUCAAUAUAUUUUAGAAUUGCUUCA